AUGCAAUCCAUCAACCCGGGGCUCAUCCCCGUCUCGCAGCCUUGCCAGACGUGCGGUACGGUCUCGGAGAAACGGUACUCGUGCAUCCAGUGCAACAACCUGUGGUUUUGCGACGGGUGCUGGCCGAAAUGGAUCCUCCACGCCCCAGGCGCCGUUGGAUGGGGAGGAAGACCGCAUGAGAGGGCCGACCCGUUCAUCGUUGCACGGCUGCGCCAGAUCUUCGAGCCGUUGCGGACCGAGGCAGAUCACCAACAGGAGCUUCUAGAUGACGAGGAUACCGCUUGGUUUGGCUUUGCUCGCGAUGCCACCGGCCACCCGAUCUUCCAAGAUUACGGGCGGUUCGCCGGAAUAAUGGGUGAAAGUCGAACCAGGGAAGGCAGCGAGCGAUAUCCUCAGUUGGUAACGUUUAUUGGUGAAACAGGGGCGGGCAAGAGUUCACUCAUCAAGUUGUUGAUCGAUCGACAAAACUAUAGCUCCGCCUAUGGCACAGCCUUCCGCACACCAGUCACAUCUUCUGGAUAUGAUCGACUGCCGACGACAGGAGAUGUGCAUCUCUACCCUGAGCCAUCGUCUUACUUCACCGACACGCCCCUGUUAUUAGCUGACUGUGAAGGUCUGAAUGGCGGCGAGAUGCUGCCCAAAGCACUUCGAUAUCAAGCUGUAGAGGAACAGGGGUCGAUGCAGGACAGUUUUGCCAUACCCCAACGGGUCCGGGAUGAAGUGAAGAAUCGCAAGAUGAGGAAGAGCUCGUCACGGCAUAUCGCAUGGGCCGAUACUCCACAAAAACAGAAACGAGAAUAUGCUGUCGCCGUAUUAUACCCGCGCAUCCUCUAUUCAUUUAGCGAUGUCGUAGUAUUUGUAUUGCGUAAUCCUCGGGCAUUCGAGUCAGUGGUACUGGAAAAACUUACAAGAUGGGGCGCGGACUCCAUCGACAAGUCGUUGAACCAACCUGUCUUACCUCAUGCCGUUAUAGUGUUCAAUGCGAGUGAAGGCGUUGACGAAAGGGAAUGGGACCCAGAAACAGCGACCGCUAUGCUCAUGGCCGAUAUUCGAGGCGCGAUAUUCCGAGAGCCUGCCCUGAAACCCUUCGUCCAGUCGUGGGUCGACCGCGGUAGAACGAUCAACACAACAGAAGAGCUAUUGCACUGCUAUUAUGCCUCUGUCACAGUUGUUCGUCUUCCGUCGCGAGGCUCGUAUAUGCUCAUGGACCAGCAGGCGGCAAAGACAUUUGAUAUCAUCAAGCAGCGGUGUAUCGCAUCGCAUUUGCAGAAGCGACAAGUGAGGAUGUUGGCAAAUGCCGAAAGGUUUCAGGUGUACCUCCAAGCUGCUUACGACCAUUUUACCAGGGAUCUGGGCACCCCGUUCGACUUCGUGAAAGAGGCUCUUAAAUACAGCCCAUCACCACGCGAUUUCGGAGGCAAUAUACUCAGUCUUGCUGUUUCUAUCAAAGAGCGUGCCGUGGAGGAGUCGGUCCGGAAUAACGCAGAAGAGAUCUUCCAGAAACUUGGACCGAUGAUUGCUACUUGUGUAAUGUUUGAUGCGGUUCGGCAAAGUCUCAUGGGUACCGCUGCCCAAUUACUAGACGACGCUUAUGCAGAGCCGUGCAUAGCAGCACUACACCGAUUUGCAGAUAUGCAUUGGCCUUGCUCCUUUCGAAGGGGAAGCUCUACGAGAGAAGAAGAUCGAUGUUGUAACGUCAAGAUUGGCCACAACCCGAAGGGUCACCAGAAUGCUCGAGGUGCACUGAUUGGUCAUGGUACUUAUCAGUCGAGCUUUGAUCCGACAACCUUCGGCGCUGAGUGGUCGCAAGUCAUCCGAUCGAAUUUGCUGAACCUCCAGAAUGCCGUGUUUGAGCUCGGCCAAAAGCUUCCCGGAAGGACGGAGCUUCAAGUCGCCGGACUCAUACACAGAGAGCGCAUCAAUGAGUUCUACAAAUCCCUCGGAACGGCCUCGGAUUUCGUUAGCCAUGUUGCUUGCUUCUCAUGUCUUCGGGAGCUUCCGGAGUGCCCUUUGCCAUGCGGUCACAUACUGUGUCUUCCCUGCGUACAGACGUAUGGGCGUAACACGUCACGAUCAACAAUCGAAAUGACGAGAUGUCCUUUGCACGUCCAAGAUGUCAUUGCAGAUCCCCCCUGGAUAAUUCCAAUCAAACCUGCGCGUGCUGGCGUGCGCAUUCUAUGUCUUGAUGGGGGUGGUGUACGAAGUAUCGUUGAAUUGCAGGUGCUCAAGGCUAUCAAGAAAGUCCUCGGUCCGAAAUUACCCCUGCAGUUGUUUUUUGACCUCAUUGUAGGCAACGGCACCGGUGGCACCAUCGCACUUGGUUUAGGUGUAAAGAACUGGUCGGUCGAGGAGUGUAUCAAGCGAUUCAAAGAGCUCUCAUCGGAUGCCUUCUCUCCGCGCGAGCUGACGGGUGUUCCUUUUUUCGAGAAUCUUGCUACAUUCUAUCACGGAAGCAUCUAUAAGACAAAACCGUUUGAGAGGGGCUUGAAGAUGGUUUUUCAGGACCAGCCCCUUUUCGGAGGAGCAACCUCCCAGCGCGAGAUGCCCACCAAGGUCGCAGUUGCGGGAACAACAGCCUUGGAUCAGAAAUCUGUUAUCUUCGCGAAUUAUAACCGCCAAGAUCGGGCAGAAGGAGGCCUUCCGUACCAGUUUUCUCGCUCGAGUGCGCCCGAAGAUGGCAUGAAGAUAUGGGAGGCUGCAAGAGCAACAUCGGCUCAACCGCCCCUUUUCAAGCCUUUCCAGAAGAUGGAAACCAAGACAUUCUACACCGGUGGCUCAGCAAGCUACAACUGUCCGGCCCUGUUGGCAGACUAUGAGUCCAGCUUGAUAUGGAGUGACAUGGCGGACUGUCCCGCAGACAUCCUUCUGUCAAUCGGAUCUGGGAAGAACGUCAAAGAUUUGAAUACUCCAGCCCAACUAUCUCCUAUCAACACGGGGGUUACCAAUCUGCCACGAAGGACGUCUAUUAACACUUCAAGGCCACUACGCGCAGCCGCGACUGUAAGUAAACUCGACGACUACUCGAGUAACGACAAGAUAUGGGAUCGGUUCAUCCGCUCUAAGUCUUUACCCAAAUCGUUCUGCUCCACAGAAGAGAUUCGGCAACGAUAUGUGCGGAUCAACCCAGCCCUGAAUAUGAAAAUCCCGAAGCUUGAUCAGGCACGAAAAGUGUAUGAACUGGAGCGCGAGGCCCGAGAAGCCCUUCUGUCGAACUCGGACGCUGUCAAGGAGGCAGCGCACAGGCUGAUAGCCAGCACAUUUUUCUUUGAGAAGAAUGCAGGCUCUGUCAAGCAGACGGCGCUUUAUGGGUUCCGAGCUUCGUCUGACGAAAUGAGGUCGCUUGGGGAGUUCUUACGAGCAGCAUUCAAGGGCGAGUUCGAGCCUUACUUCCUCCUGGAAGAAGAGGUGCCUCGCUCGGCUCCGAUCAGAAUUCCACUUAAUGAGACUGCCGUGCACGAGAUGUGCUACCGGGGCUCUUUUGAAAUGGAGCCCUUCAUGGUUCAGACACAGCGGGAGCUCGCCACGACGAGGAUCUCUCUCUGCCUGCAGAAUGAGCCGUACCCAUCGGGCGUCACCGUGCUGCCCAUCAGCGGCUUUCCGCGGCAGCUGAUCAGCGAGGACAACGCCGGUCGCAAAGUGCCGCCAGCCUAUACGCGCCCGGCGGCCGUCAGCCGAACGCCCAGUGAGGAGGUGGCCAAGGCAACGGCGUCGUCGCCCCAGGUCGCGCUGAGCCCCGUCAGCCCGCUCGACACGGCCGUCAAGACGCUCGCGCUCGACGAGGCCGCCGCCACCUACGAGACGGGCGGCAACUACCAGAUCACGGCCGCCGAGCUGUCGCCCGAUACCGCGUACAUGCGGGCCGAGCUGCCCGCCGACACCAACGAGAUCCCCCGGACGGUGAUCCACGAGCUGGAUGCGGGGCCGGCGUCCACCAUACACCCGGCGCUCCGGUGA
Molecule: messenger RNA, 3954 nt
Organism: Neoarthrinium moseri
Lineage: Eukaryota; Fungi; Ascomycota; Sordariomycetes; Amphisphaeriales; Apiosporaceae
Exons: 10
Coding region: 1-3954 (1317 amino acids)
Biological process (GO): arachidonate metabolic process
Cellular component (GO): membrane
Molecular function (GO): zinc ion binding
Source: RefSeq, a predicted model, not a curated record